CCACCCUCAUGAUAACAUCAGCGCCUGUCAGGUGGUUGGUGCGAGAGAGUGUGUGAGCGCGCGCGCGCGGUCGCGCGGGAGCGAGCUCAGGGAGCGCGCUCGCACAAACUUUGUGCCUGCGGGUGCGCCUGGGUCGGCUCGCCUGGCUCCGAGAGUGGCCGGCGCCAGGCUGCGAGGGCCGGCGGCGGCCGAAGGAUGCGCCACUCCCCGCCGAGCCGGUCCCGCCGCUCCAGGUGAGACGACUCCAGGCAAGCAGCGCACCGCGGCCAUGGGCACCCUGGGCAAGGCGAGAGAGGCACCGCGGAAACCUUCCCAUGGCUCCAGAGCUGGCCCUAAAACAAGACUAGAGGCCAAAUCGGUCAACAGCCCUCUCCCUGCCCAGCCCAGCUUGGCCCAGAUCACCCAGUUCCGAAUGAUGGUGUCCCUGGGACAUUUGGCCAAAGGGGCCAGCCUGGAUGAUCUUAUUGACAGCUGCAUUCAGUCUUUUGAUGCAGAUGGAAACCUGUGUCGAAGUAACCAGCUGUUACAAGUCGUGCUGACCAUGCACCGCAUCAUCAUGUCCUCGGCUGAGCUGCUGCAGAAGCUCAUGAGCCUAUAUAAGGAUGCCUUGGAGAAGCAAUCUCCAGGAAUUUGUCUGAAGAUCUGCUAUUUUGUCAGGUAUUGGAUAACAGAAUUCUGGAUCAUGUUCAAAAUGGACGCCAGCUUGACCAGCACCAUGGAAGAGUUUCAGGACCUGGUGAAAGCCAACGGUGAGGAGUCACACUGCCGCCUCAUCGACACGACACAAAUCCACCACCGAGCAGAGCUGAUGUGCCCCUCAGAACUCCAAGAAUACCUGAUAGUUGUCUUUUUUUCCCUCCAGUUCUCUGAUUAUCAAAAUUACCUCGUAAAUAGCUGCGUGAAGGAGAACCCCACCAUGGAGCGGUCCAUCGCCCUGUGCAAUGGCAUCUCCCAGUGGGUACAGCUGAUGGUGCUCAGCCGUCCCACCCCACAGCUGCGCGCAGAGGUCUUCAUCAAGUUCAUCCACGUGGCUCAGAAGCUCCACCAGCUGCAGAACUUCAACACGCUGAUGGCUGUGAUCGGGGGGCUGUGCCACAGCUCCAUCUCCAGGCUCAAGGAGACAAGUUCACAUGUCCCGCAUGAGAUCAAUAAGGUUCUGGGUGAGAUGACUGAACUGCUGUCCUCCUGCAGAAACUAUGACAACUACAGGCGAGCCUAUGGGGAGUGCACCCACUUCAAAAUCCCCAUCCUGGGGGUGCACCUCAAGGACCUCAUUUCCCUGUAUGAAGCCAUGCCCGACUAUCUGGAGGACGGGAAGGUGAACGUCCAAAAGCUCCUGGCCCUUUACAAUCAUAUCAAUGAACUGGUCCAGCUGCAGGAGGUAGCCCCACCACUGGAUGCCAACAAGGACCUGGUGCACCUGCUAACGUUAUCCCUGGAUCUGUACUACACAGAAGAUGAAAUCUAUGAGCUCUCCUAUGCCCGCGAACCAAGGAACCACAGAGCCCCGCCACUGACUCCUUCGAAGCCGCCAGUUGUAGUGGACUGGGCCUCUGGAGUGUCUCCCAAACCAGACCCAAAGACCAUCAGCAAACAUGUCCAGAGGAUGGUGGAUUCUGUCUUCAAGAACUACGAUCUCGACCAGGAUGGCUACAUCUCGCAGGAGGAGUUUGAAAAGAUUGCCGCAAGCUUUCCAUUUUCCUUCUGCGUGAUGGACAAAGACAGGGAAGGCCUCAUCAGCAGGGAUGAGAUCACAGCCUACUUCAUGAGGGCCAGCUCCAUCUAUUCCAAGCUGGGCCUGGGCUUUCCUCACAACUUUCAAGAGACCACCUACCUGAAGCCUACUUUCUGUGACAACUGUGCUGGCUUUCUCUGGGGAGUGAUCAAGCAAGGAUAUCGCUGUAAAGACUGCGGGAUGAACUGCCACAAACAGUGCAAAGACCUGGUCGUGUUCGAGUGCAAGAAGAGAAUCAAGAGCCCAGCGGUAUCCACGGAGAACAUCAGCUCCGUGGUGCCGAUGUCCAACCUUUGCCCACUGGGAACCAAAGAUCUGCUCCAUGCACCCGAGGAAGGAGCGUUUAUAUUUCAGAAUGGGGAGGCUGUGGACCACAGCGAAGACAGCAAGGACCGGACCAUCAUGCUCCUGGGGGUGUCCUCCCAGAAGAUCUCAGUGCGGCUGAAGAGGACUGUUGCCCACAAGACCACCCAGACGGACCCGUCCGCUUGGGUCGGCGGCGAGAUGCCGGCUGGCCACUUAGUGCUGUCCUCCCCACGGAAGCCAGCCCAGGAUGGUCUGUAUGUGCUUCCCAGCCCCACAUCCCCAUGCCCCAGCCCAGUGCUGCUCCGGAAGCGGGCGUUCGUCAAGUGGGAGAACAAAGAAUCGCUUAUAAAACCCAAACAGGAACUUCACCUCAGACUCCGGACCUACCAAGAACUGGAACAGGAGAUAAAUACCCUGAAAGCUGAUAAUGAUGCCCUGAAGAUCCAACUCAAGUACGCACAGAAGAAGAUAGAGUCCCUUCAACUUGCAAAAAGCAAUCAUGUCUUAGCACAGUUGGACCGGGGUAAUGGCUCCUAAUCCAGAAAUCAAGAAACAGAAUCUGUGGACGAGUAUCCUGGGAUCUCACUUCAAAAACAUCGCAGAGGCAGAGGUUCGGGCAACUUCAGAUUAACAGUCUUGAAAAGGGGCAAGCCAGCCACUGUUGCCAGUGUCAUUGUUUUUCUACCUGACAUACUCUUAAUGUGAGUCACUGGUUUUCAGUCAGCUGACUCAAUGGGAAGAAAAGCUCAAGUGUGUUAAGCUUUGAGCGCUCAUAUUCAAAUCUCGUUCUUUCUUUACUGGAACCAACACCAAACGUGUGCUAAAAAAAGACCAUCGUUUCCUGACAGUGUCUCGGGCAGUCUGCUUUACUGAUCCGUAGAUAAAAAGUCCCUGGAGGAUCAACUUGUUGCCUUCCCCAAGGUUUCUGCAAACUGAAAAUUUUACUUUAACCCAAAAGCCUGCACUUCAUGGAAAUACCCUAAAAGUGGUGACUUGGACAUGCUUGCAUGGUUUGUGAGACUGAUUCCCUACUUCACUACCUCAGAUCUGACCGAGCGCCUCCUCCCUUCCCUGUCCUUCCUCACCACCCCCUCCCUUGUUUGUAGGCACAUCAGUCUACCUACCUAGAAGGGAACUGCUAGAGAUGGAGCCCGAUUUUAAAUCCAGGACUUUUUAAUUGAACUUGACAUUACCCAAUUGCAGGCCAACUCAUAGCUCUAGGUCUUAGGCAUCAUGAAAUACAAACUAAAACUCACUAUCUACAAACAGCAAUCACUAUUUCAUACACAGCUAAUUAGCUAACACAAACGACAUAAAAAUGUUUGUUCAGAUAUUCUCUAGUGGGUACAACUAAGAAUCCGUGACUUUUUAAAAGGAAUGGUCUGGACAGUGUUUAAUUCUUCAUGGUCGAAUUUCUCUCUCUCUCUCUCUCUCUCUCUCUCUUUAAGUAAACUAUCUUAAGGUUUUCUUUUUAACUGAAUUCAUGCUUAACCUGUCUUACUUCUACUAUCUAGAAAUAAGCUAAUGGACAUGACGCUCUAAUGGCUGACGGCAUGUACAUAUGUAUAGAAUAUGUAGAUACACUAUCAGGCAUGCGUGUAGCUUGGACUUUCCUUUAGAGAAUGCAGAUGUGAAUCAGACACCUUUUAGGAAAUGACACAAAUUCACACAGAUAGUUCUCUUCGUUAUAACACAAACUGCUAACAAUGUGAAUUGUAUUCUUCUGCAAAACCACGAGUACCAGUCUCUGUGUAUUCUAUCACGAAAGGGUAAAAGUCAGCAGUUUUGACUUGUUGCCUGGGAAGCUAUUCACAGAGUCUCCUGUCAGCUUCUUUUCAUCUUUCAAAAGCAUUUCAUCUGAGUGUGUCCUUUGGGGGAGACUUUGCUUCCAUGCUUAGAAGGUCUGGCACCAUGCUAACUUGUAAUCCAUACACAGGACGAACAGCUUCCAAGACUACCAUCUAACAAAAUAAGUUCCAAACCUACAGCCAACCAUGUCUCCAGAGGAAUGCGAACCGUAUGUGGUGCUGCCCCCUAAAGUACUCGGAUCACUUACGUUUGUUUGGUGAAAGACCAAUGCCCAUUUGUGUACCUCUUUGUGGAGUUUAGUGACAAAGACCUGGCUUGUGGUUAAAGUUUCACUAGAACCACUUUACGCACAAUUUCAUCCUCAUUCUAUAUAGAAACUUGGAAAUUCACAAAGCAUAGCGACCACCUCAUACAUACACCGCUAGCAGGUGUAAUAUGGAACAAUUAUUUGGAACAAUUAUGAGUAAUGACA
Molecule: messenger RNA, 4322 nt
Organism: Alexandromys fortis (reed vole)
Lineage: Eukaryota; Metazoa; Chordata; Mammalia; Rodentia; Cricetidae
Gene: Rasgrp1
Product: RAS guanyl releasing protein 1
Exons: 16
Coding region: 269-2578 (769 amino acids)
Biological process (GO): positive regulation of GTPase activity; Ras protein signal transduction
Cellular component (GO): plasma membrane
Molecular function (GO): guanyl-nucleotide exchange factor activity; calcium ion binding
Source: RefSeq, a predicted model, not a curated record